AUGGCUUCAUCCAAGAACGUUGUCUUUGACAUCGUGGGUACCCUCGUAUGCUACGACCAUCUUUACGAUGCAAUCGACCGCCGACUGGGAGACCGUCUACGUGCAGAGGGUAUCAAGCCAUGGCUACUUGGCCAGUCCUGGAUGGAAACUUCCGAGCGCGAAUAUACCAAUCUCAGUAUUGCCGGUCGAUAUGCACCAUACGGCGAGGUCUUUGAAUCGCUUUUCUAUCGCAUUCUCUGGAUGGGCGGAAUCCAGAAGCCUCGGGCAUUUGCCUCCCCGGAGGACCUGGCGUGGAUCAUGAAAGAAUACCAGAAGCUCACUAUGCGUCCCGGGGCAGCCGGGUGUGUCCAGAAGCUGCGCGAUGCUGGUUUUACCGUCUGGGCUUUCACAGCCGCUGAUUUAAAGCGUGUAGGCGGGUAUUUUGCAAAGGCAGGCAUUGAUUUGCCGGCGGAGAAUUUGCUAUCCUGCGAUGACGCUGGGGUAGGCAAGCCUGAUCUCGCUGCCUAUAAGCCAUUGCUUGAGAGACUGAAGGCAGAGAACGAUGGGAAGACUCCUUGGUUUGCUGCAGCUCACAUGUGGGAUGUCUCUGCCGCUCGGACUGCUGGAUUCAAGGGAGCUUACUGUACUGUGUUAGAGAAUGAGCCAUUACACAACCUGUUUGGGCACAUGGACGUCGUUGAUGAUACUCUACCAGGCAUGGCUGAGAAGAUUAUUGCUGCUCAGGCUGCCUCGUGA
This is a messenger RNA of Penicillium subrubescens, 735 nucleotides long. RefSeq lists its product as uncharacterized. The record is from RefSeq and is a predicted model, not a curated record. The coding region runs from base 1 to 735 and encodes 244 amino acids. The transcript has 2 exons. NCBI's taxonomy places the organism in Eukaryota, Fungi, Ascomycota, Eurotiomycetes, Eurotiales, Aspergillaceae.